Messenger RNA from Triticum aestivum (bread wheat), 4369 nucleotides. RefSeq lists its product as uncharacterized. Gene Ontology annotation, biological process: proteolysis. The transcript has 13 exons. Gene Ontology annotation, molecular function: cysteine-type peptidase activity. Lineage: Eukaryota; Viridiplantae; Streptophyta; Magnoliopsida; Poales; Poaceae. Bases 2452 to 4197 code for a protein of 581 amino acids. The record is from RefSeq and is a predicted model, not a curated record.
GCAAUGUUUCACGUCUUCUGAUGUGCCACUUGAUGAAGAAGAUUGACACGGCCACGAUGCGGAUUGACUGUGGCCCUAAUAAAGUUCUUGUAGUCAGCAAAGAAGCCGUGCAUCAGGCUUUUGGUUUCCCCAUGGGUGAUGACACAGCUCCCAGGCCAGCUGAUAGCGGCCAUGACGAGUCAAUGGCUAGAUUUAAGGCAGAGUUGGGUUUCAGCAAAGCUUCUGUGGUUGACACAAAAGACUUGAGGAAUGUCUUGAAGCAGCUUGUAGUCGAUGAGUCAAAGGAUGCGCUUGCUAUAAAGGUUUUCUUUGCUAUCCUUUUUUCAAAAAUGAUAUGCCCAGGUCCUGCUGUCCGUGUAGGCAAGGAGGCGGCAAUGCUAGAUGGUAUUGUUUUUGAAGAUAUGGCAACGAUGGAUUUUUGCCAGCUAGUAGUGGAUGAGUUAAAGCGUGCAGCUAUCAGAUGGCAAGAUCCAAAUAUCAUUCAAGCAGGUCCAGAAGGUUGUGGAGUAGUGCUAGUCCUUAUGUAUCUUGAUUGUUGCCUACUGAAGGCCGUGUCUGUGAUGCAUGUGCAGACUCCGCGUGCAAAUUUCCUGACAGAGAAGGUGCUGAAUUCAAUUUUCUUGAAAGAUAUUGUAAAGAAGGGUGUGAAAAUUUUGGACGGCUAUGUUUUUGGAAAAUUUGGGUGGAAAUCCCGUAACCAGAUUGCAUAUUCCCAGCAAGUUCCCCCUGGGCAAAGUCGUGAUCGCGCUUUUCCUGAUGCACAUGUCCCUACCUACGCACCAAAAGAACAUGCACAUGAUGAGGCUGGCUGUAGCCAGAAUGCAGAUGUAGCUUUUAAUGUACAAAAAUUGAGUAAUGCCAUGGAAGAUGGUGGUGUAUUUGCGAAGAUUAAUGGCUUAUUGCAGAAGGUGGAUGAGUUGGCCACUGAAGUUUCCACGACGUCUGAUCGGCUGGGCUGCAUUGCUGGCAUUUUCCCUGAAGGUCAUGGACCAAGGGAAGAAUCAAUGAAGGAGGCUACAGAGCGUGAUGUUGCUAUCAUCGAUAGUAUCCGGAGCGCGACAUCACACAUUUGCACCACUUUCAUUGACUUGAAGAAGAAACAAGAUGCCAUAUGCAAAGGCUUUGAAAAUGAUGCUCGUAUUAUUGUGAGUCAGAUUAGCAAGCAGAAGAAUGACGUGUCUGCCCCUGUACGUGGCGAUGAUUGUACCGGGCAACGAGGUGAGGAGGCGAGGUUGUUGUGAAUGCGCCUGAUGAUGAUGAAGAGAAGCAAGAGCCCCCUACUGAAUCUCCUCCGCAUGAUUUUAGUGACGACAAUGUCAUUGAUGACGACUUGCUGGGUGGUGAUUCUGAUGGGGGUCGCAAGGUUGUUGACGACAUCAUUGAUUAUACAGAGGGAAUUUUUGCACCAGACCUGCCCGUAGCCCAAGGUGAUUGCGACAAAUCUAAUGAGCCAUAGCUUGGUCAGCAAGUUCAUCAUGGUAGUGUUGGCAUUUAUGAAGGGAAGCACGACAGCGUAUCAGUUACGAUUGAAGGUGGUUUAGAAUUUAAAGAUCACGCUUCAAAUGAAUCUAGCCAGGUUGUCACUCACAAUGCUGAUAGUGGUUCAGGUUUGCUUGAUGGUAGACAGGCGCCUGAAGGUGCUUGUGAGAGUGUGUUUGUCAUGGAUGGCGUUGGUGAUGGUGUCAAUCAUGCAGCAAGUUGUGUAGGAAAACAAGCGCUGAGAGGUACAUCUAUGCCUGAAAGCAUUGGAGCCAGAGGUGAUGUAUUUCCUAUUCCGGUCCGCGAAAUGCAUGUUGUCGAUGGAGCAUGUGCAUCGAACAAGGAUGCGAAGCAUACUGUUGUUUCUGAAUUUCUGAAGGAUGCUACAGUUGUUGACACCCACCCAGGUCGUGUUGCUCAUGCUACUGUAGCAGACCCCAAGGAUGCAAGUGUUUUCAAUGUGUCUCAUGUGCUAGACAAAUCAAAUGUUGACCGUGGUGCAUCUGCUCCUGCGAGACUUUUUGGGAAUCCUGCAGAAGUUACCGAGGGGUUAGAUGCGAAGCUGAAAGAUAUAAUUUCAAAAGCUAUGAUGCGCGGUAAUUAUAGUGUUGAGCCUCAGCCUGAAGUUGAACCCAACGUUGACAAAGUUGGUGCUGAUGGCGCUUCUGAGGAGACAAAUAGCGAUGACUUGGGAGUGUCAAUAAAUGAGAUAGAUUCAUCUCAAACAGUCCCCAGUUUUACGCAAACCCCAACCACACCUGAAGCUGUGCAAUGCAUGAAGGACUUAUACUCUGCUAUUAUGAGGUUAAGGAAGGACAAGAAUAAAAAGGAUGAGGUGCUGUUUGAGAAUGCGUUUUGCAAAGCAACUGUCAAGCAGGUUGCGGAGUCUUUCAGAGUUGGUGGCAUGCUGAACACUGCGGUUGCUUCUGUAGGAAUUUUUCUUCUUCAUUCGAAAUACCAAAAUUCUUCAAGAUGGUGGCUCCAUUUCAUAUUUCGCAAUCUAUCUGGAAGGGGUCCUUUGAUAAUAGGCACUUGAUCAGAUUUUUCUUUGCCUAUGCCGAUGAGCCGCUGGAUAAGAAGGAUAUUGUACUCUUUGGUGUCUUUGACCCUCCAGCUACCAGGGAAGGUGCGGGGCACUAUUGCGUAGUUGCGCUAAACAUUAAGCAUUGUUGUUUUGAGCUGCUUGAUUCUUGGCACCUUCCCGGUAGUGAGAGUGGCAUAAGGGUCAUAAACAGGAUGGCGAAGAACAUUAAGCAGCUUUGGAGGAAUGGCUCGUCUGAGCGCAAGAAGAAGAAGUUGGAUCCGGCAAACAUUGACCAUUUCCGUUUGCACCAUGCCGUUGUGCCCCAGCAGGAAAACCCUAUCGACUGUGGUUUUUUCAUGAAUGAACUGCUGGAGACAUAUGAUGAUCUUGGGCUAGACGAGCCUAAAUUUAGUUUGUUCAAGAGCCAAUGUGAGACGCAAGAAAUUCAGGUAAUAUCGGAUGAUGACAUAUUGAAGUCAGUUGAAGCUGUUAAAGUAAAGAAGGACGGUGUGCACUCAAAAUCAAAGGGGGUGACUUGGGCUGCCCCAAAGGCUGUGGAUCGUUGUGUUGAGAGUGAUGAUGAUUCUUUUAUGCCUCCGGCGCCUAAAAAGGGUUUGCCGCCCAGAGCUGCUAGUCAUAUUAAAGCAACAGUGAAAUCACCUCUUGUUAUGAGUGACUAUGAUGAUUUCAUUUUGCAUGGUGAGAGAACAGUGUUCACCAGGAGAAAAUCAGUGGAGGAGCCAUUGGUAGUGUCUAAUAAAAGGCCAGUUGCUCUGUCAAUGAGGCUGAGAAUGCCUGUGUAUGCUCUCAAGCCAUUCAAGUUUCCAUUUGUGGCUGUUGCAAAACAAAUUUUGGACCUAAUACUUAGCAAGGAGUUUAUCGACAAGGUCCCUCUGUUUAAGUGCACUUCUCGAACUGGCGAUGAAUUUAUAGCUGAUGCUAAAUAUCUAGUUACCUACUUUGGUCCUGCCGGUUGCAUUGAUACUGAGUUGAUGGAUCUUGUGAUCAGCUAUUGGAAGGGAAGCCCUGACUACAAUCAUGUGUAUAAAUCCGGAGAUAGGGUGUUGCUUAGCCCGUAUGUGAUAAAUUAUCUUGUUGAAAUUGAACCAUACCAUCGGCCAGUUGAUGAAGAUGGGCAGGAGAUCCCGAGGCCGCCCUUCAAUGUUAAACUUGCUGCUCAGAAGUUCAAGCUAUACAUAAAAGAGAACCUGCUCGCUGCAAACCUGAUCAUGCUACCAUAUUGGAAUCGGAAUCAUUUCACACUGUACACUAUGAACAAGUAUCGUGAGUCCCUGGAUAUCCAUGACUCGUGGAGAUACACAGGGCGUAACCUUUCAAGGAACCGAUUCCAUGAAGAACAUGUCGAAAUUAUGUCCAGGAUGUCGUUGUUGAUGAAGGAGGUGUAUGGCGAAGCUGCAUACAACUCUUCAAGACAGCCCCGUUGGGAACAUCUGGCAGAGAGAUGUAGCUACGCGAAAAUGCUAGAGCAAGGGGUUAACGAAUGUGGCUUUUACAUGUUAAAAGCUGCUUUUUUGUAUGAUGGCAUCAAGCUAGUAGAGGAAGUGAAGAAGCGUGAUCCAUAUUCUGCGUACUGGAAGGCCGAGUGCCUUUUUUAUGUUCUUUUCCACCCUAAUAAUGAGGUUCGGCGCGACCAGUGGCCGGGGGAGAUGGCUGACAUUGCUAAGUUGUUAUAAGCGGGAUUGCAGGACAGCGGCGCAAGUAGAUGAAUAUGUCGAUGUGUUUUAUGAAUGUUUUUCUCAUGUUUUAUGUAUUUUUGGAAUUAACUGCACUAUUGUUCAAGAUGGUAACUUCAUAUCGUGGAGGAAGUUAACUGUCUCCUCAAAGCACAUUUUUUAUUCCACUUUC